AUGGAGACCGAUUGCGAGAGUUCGCCGGAGGAGCAGCAAGGAAAACAAAAAAAGGCACAAGUCCAAGCCCGCGACGACAACGAGCAGAGCAUAGCCGCUAACGACGGUGGCUUCGGCUUGCUUGCGGAAAUGCGUGCAAUGCAUGCAAAGAUGACAGGACUGAACGACAAGAUCAAGAAACUCGAAUCUCAUCGCCAGAGUCAUCUGGAUCUCCGGCAAAGGGCCAUUUCCACAUGGGGGAGAGAUGCGAUUUGCAAAGACACAGAACGCCAGACGGAGGAAACCCGCAGACUGAACGAAGAUAACAUCCACAAUGGUGAUGUGCGAUCGGAUGCUAUGGUAGUCACUGGGCGCUACAGCAAAACCAGCAUCGAAUGGCAGAGUUUCCGUAUUCUAUAUGGACUCACCCCGGACAAUGUGAAUGAUCUUGACCAACAGAAGUGCAACGGAUCUCUGCUGGCCCUAAAUAGAGCAGCCUCUAUCCUACUCAAAGACGCUCUGACAAGCCUCCCUAACGAAGCGAUGGGGAAGAAACGCGAGGAUAUUGUCGCCCUGCUCUUAGAAGAGAGAUAUGAAGAGGCUGAGAAGAUGAGCAGCACUUUUCUUGUGGAAACGAGUCGUCUGUGGCUGAAGAGUAGUCCUAGUGUCAAGUAUGGUUUUGGAAAUCGUGACACUCGAUAG
Molecule: messenger RNA, 681 nt
Organism: Penicillium lagena
Lineage: Eukaryota; Fungi; Ascomycota; Eurotiomycetes; Eurotiales; Aspergillaceae
Exons: 2
Coding region: 1-681 (226 amino acids)
Source: RefSeq, a predicted model, not a curated record